This is a messenger RNA of Ctenopharyngodon idella (grass carp), 1389 nucleotides long. It is a transcript of the gene c24h15orf40, whose product is annotated as chromosome 24 C15orf40 homolog. The transcript has 4 exons. NCBI's taxonomy places the organism in Eukaryota, Metazoa, Chordata, Actinopteri, Cypriniformes, Xenocyprididae. The record is from RefSeq and is a predicted model, not a curated record. The coding region runs from base 137 to 640 and encodes 167 amino acids. Gene Ontology annotation, cellular component: cytoplasm.
AAACGCGUCCUCUGUCCUGCGCAUUUAGCGCGCAUAUUUGACGCUCUAAACGUAUUUGCUUGUGUUGUCAUGCGCGCGACCAAUGCAAACUGCUGUCAUCACAAGAAACUUCAAUAAUGCGUGUGUCUUAUAGCUCAUGCAUUUCCAAAUUCUCCAUUUUGUUCGAAAAUCUUUUUUUCCACUCGUACACCCCUCAGCAUCGUGCAGUCGGGCGCUUUUGACGCAGAAACUCACACUUUACAGCUCCGUUUUCAAUAGUGUUUACUCGCAAUACAACACGAUGCCUAAAAAGGACAAGACGAGCAAAAGCAACCCAAAACCACCGGAGACACCUCCCGGUCCUGUAACUAAAGUUAAAGACGGGACAAUUGCAAUAGCAAUACAUGCUAAACCCGGGGCCAAACACAACGCAGUCACCGAUGUGUCCGAGGAGGCGGUGGGUGUCGCCAUCGCCGCACCUCCGACAGACGGAGAGGCGAACGCCGAGCUGCUGCGCUAUAUAUCCAAAGUCCUGGAGCUGAAGAAGAGUGAAGUAUCAUUAGAUAAGGGCUCCAAAUCCAGAGAAAAAGUUAUCAAGGUGACUGCAGAUGUCAGCCAAGAGGAAAUCCUGAAGAAACUGAAGACAGAGGCUAGUGGCUGAUACUGAAGUGGAUUGUUUGCUUUAAAGGGAUAGUUCACCCAAAAAUGAAAAUUGUCAUCAUUUACUCACCCUCAAGUUGUUCCAAACGUGUAUGAAUUGAAUUGUAUGAACACAAAAGAAGAUAUUUUGAAGAAUACGACUAACCAAACAGUUGAUGGGCCCCAUUGACUUCCAUAGUAUGGGAAAAAUUACUAUGGAAGUCAUCAAUUGUUUUCUUACUGACAUUUUUCUAAAAUAUCUUUUGUGUUCAGCAGAAGAAAGAAAUCAGUACAGGUUUGGAACAAUUUGAGGGAGAGUAAAUGAUGACAAAAUUUUCCAUUUUUGGCUGAACUAUCCCUUUAAACCAUAUGUUCCAGGAUAUCCUUAUUCCAAGAAAAAAAUUUAAAACGUGCAAUUUUAUAUUUAGAUUUUUAUUCAAUAAAAUGUAAUGUUAUUUUUUGUGUAUUUACCAUUUUUAAUUAUUUUGUGUGUAAUGUUGAAAGUAGUGCGAACAUGUUUGUAAUGAUGGGGAAAUGAUCUUAUUUGUAUUAUAAUAUUUACAUAACAAUAAGAAUGUAUUACUAGUUCAGAUUUGACUUGCCCUUCCAACAUCACCCAUGCACAAACAAAAACGAUACAUCUCAUUUUUAACAGCAUAUUUUGUGUCACAAAGUAUAUUUUUAAUUUAAUAUUUAAAAGAGGUACAGUCCAUAAGAAAUUCUUGGAGAUUUUGCACACUGCAGUGCAGGCAUUAAAGUUCAGCACAAUUA